CAGUACUCAGCUAGCCGUUCCGCGGAUCAGUCGCAACCCAGCGGUGGAAAAUAUAAUAUAUACACAUGAGUAUUAACAAAAAUAUAUGUAUAUAAAUACUUGUGCAACGUUAUUUGAUACACCUUUAUAGAAAUUAUAAGCAACGGCAGCUGCAAAAAUAACGAAAAUUAAACCGUAAAUCUGUUCAGUUAAAUAAAGUGUUGGUGUCUCGUAUCGUUAUUUUAGUGGCCCCCUAAAUUAGUGGCCAGAGCUGUAAAUCCUAACUUAAUUAGUCUAUAAUUAAACUUCAAUCGAAGAAGGCUGGAGGUUUAUUGAACGUCUUCGACAUUGAACGGAAAGUGAGAACUACGUGCGGUAAUGGUUGCGAUAAGGGGAAUAUCCGUAGAAUUCCACUAGACGCUAAUUAAAAUAGCUCCAAAAGACUGUACACUCGAUAAUCAGUAGGGAAUGGGAGUAGAGUGUAAAUAGCGUAAUCUGGCGGCCAAUUUGCAAAAUAAACAAUCUGUCGGAUAAUGGAAUAGCCAUGCAAAUAUUCAAAACAAUCUAUUGAUAAGCUGCAGUUGGCGGUUUGAAUUUGAAUCUGACCCUGAAAGCUGUGAGAGAAAAGAAAAGCUCUCUCCCUCAACCCCUACCCGGCCAACGUUAUUUAACAGCGGAAGAGAAACGCGAGUGCGCAGAGCGAAAAUGAGCGCUGUCGAGGCACCCACAGGAAAUGGCAAGGAAAAUGGAGUCGAAACCGCAGCCAUUGCAACAUCAGAACAGAGACGCCUCAGCCAGGCCAGCGAAAAUAGCACCAACACCAAUGUGGGGGAGGUGACAGCUCGCCGCUCCGCCUGCCAGUGGGCGUGGCACGUGAUCACUUCCGUUUCCGUGGAGCCCACCAUGUUCCUGUACAUGUUCGCCUUCAUGAUCACCUCGGUGGUGGAACAGAAUUUCUUCCUGUACAAGUCCUGUCGGGUGAACAAUAACUACACGGAGGAGAUCUGCCGGAACAUCAACCUUCCGGAGAACAAGGAGUUCAAGGAUGCGUCCCUAGAAACCAACGCCUGGUUCCUGCAGUGGGAGAACAUCUCAGCCCAUGUCUUUCCCAUCAUUCUGGCUCUGUUUUUGGGCUCCUUCUCGGAUCGCCGCGGCCGGAAGCUGCCUCUGCUUAUGGGCCUGUUCGGCAAGCUUAUCUACUCCACGAUGAUAGUGGUGAACGCCAAGAUGCCCACCUGGCCAGUCCAGAACAUCAUCUACUCCGCCACGCUCCCAUCUGCGCUAACUGGAGCGGAUGUGGCGAUUUUCGCCUCCUGCUUCGCGUACAUCUCGGACAUUUCCACGCUGGAACAGCGCACCAUCCGGGUGACCAUUCUGGACGUGAUCUACCUGAGCGCCAUGCCUACAGGAGUGGCCCUGGGCUCCCACCUCUACUACAACGUCUUCGAUCAGUCCUACGCGAAUAUGUUCGCCGUAAACGCCGGCCUUCUGGCCCUGGCUAUAGUUUAUUCUCUAUUUGCCCUCAAGUGGCAAACCACUCCCCGCCAGCGGUCUCUCAGGGAGUUGGGCUACUGCGGCUUCUGGGGCGACUAUUUCGAUAAGCAGCACGUGAAGGACUCGUUCGUGGUGCUCGUUAAGAAGCGCAGGGGCCAUCGGCGCACCUUCCUCAUUAUCCUGCUGGUCAGCAUGGCGCUCUACACCUUCCAGCGGGACGAGGGCAGCUACCUCUACAUGUACACCCUCGACAAGUUCAACUGGGACGUGAGUUCGUACAGCAGCUUCAAGACCUUCAAGUCGUCGGCCUACGUGAUUGCCAUGCUGCUGGCAGUGCCUCUUAUGAACAAGGUAUUGGGAUGGAGGGAUACGAUUAUCAUCUUCAUUGGCACCUGGGCGCAUACGAUAGCCCGCUUGUUCUUCUAUUUCGCCGACAACACGGAUCUGCUUUAUGCCGGGGCUGUGGUCUGCAGUUUGGGUCCGAUUGUGGGGCCCAUGAUCCGGGCAAUGACCUCCAAAAUAGUCCCGACCUCCGAGCGGGGCAAGGUGUUUGCCCUGCUCUCGGUGUGCGAUAAUGCAGUGCCCUUCAUCAGCGGAGUUUGCUACUCGCAGCUCUACCGUGCCACCAAAUCGAACAACUACGGAGGGGCAGUCUUCAUGCUAACGAUUGCCACUCAACUGGCUGUUUUUGUGCUCAUUCUUUGCAUUCACAUUGUUCUGGGCAAGAACUCAUUGGCUGUCCCAGAAGUUCCCGAGAAGGAAAGUGGCCUCAUAACCCAAAAGGAAAAGGCUGCCCUGGAGGCGCCAACAGAAGAAGAUUAAAGACAGAAGUUCAACUUUAAUACCUACUAUUAAUUAUAAGACAUUUUCAGCUAAUAAAAUAUAAUUUUUAUAAAAUUA
This is a messenger RNA of Drosophila ananassae, 2373 nucleotides long. RefSeq names its product proton-coupled folate transporter. Gene Ontology annotation, molecular function: transmembrane transporter activity. Bases 685 to 2295 code for a protein of 536 amino acids. The record is from RefSeq and is a predicted model, not a curated record. Gene Ontology annotation, cellular component: membrane. The transcript has 6 exons. Gene Ontology annotation, biological process: transmembrane transport. Lineage: Eukaryota; Metazoa; Arthropoda; Insecta; Diptera; Drosophilidae.